Messenger RNA from Coprinopsis cinerea okayama7#130, 810 nucleotides. RefSeq lists its product as hypothetical. The coding region runs from base 1 to 810 and encodes 269 amino acids. The transcript is spliced from 11 exons. The record is from RefSeq and is a predicted model, not a curated record. NCBI's taxonomy places the organism in Eukaryota, Fungi, Basidiomycota, Agaricomycetes, Agaricales, Psathyrellaceae.
AUGGACCCGGACGCGCUUUAUGGAGUGAAGACGACCAAUUAUAUCGCGGUGGGGUCAAUCGCCGUCUGGGUUUAUGACUAUAUCCUGGUUCUUCCUCACGAGGAUUGCCAUAUCGCCUUUGCGUUAUCCGUUUUCAUAGGGUCCAUCUCAAGUUUCGUCUGCGAAGCCGUGAUGUAUAUCCAGGUCUGGAUAGUCUGUCAACAAAGCAUAGGGAUUGGCGCGUACCUGUGUCUUCAGUUCACGGCGAGUCUGCUUCACAUCAUUCCUCCCCUGGACUCCCAACUUAUCAAUAUCCAGGCUCAAAUAAUGAUGUGCUUAAUACUCGAGGGCGUCUUCAUCCGGGGGAUGGAAUGCUCUUCCCCUGACCCUGCUCCAGAUGCUGAGCCCACACCGCCCUUCAAAGGCUGCUGGCCCAGCAGCGGCCAAGAUGGGCUCAUCUAUAUGUAUGGGAUGGUGGGUUUCUCCAUUGCUGGGACAAUCACGAUGUACCAGGCGCCGCGAACCCUCCGAUGGGUAUGGGCUAUACCGACGCGCGUAUUUGGAAACAUAUUAGUUUCAAGGUUGAUCAUCCACCUUCGAAGAACAGCGUCCGAGACGGCCGAUGGCAAUUGGGGCUCCCUCGAAGUUUCAGAAUCCAUCAGCGAAAUGCCUACCUUCAGCGAGCCCCCAGGCCUGGCAGAAGACGAGCACACGUCGCACCCUGACGCGAGACCUAUUUCGAGGCAAGAUCUCGUUUGUCAAUUCCCAGCGUACAGCAAGACAUCAAGUGGGACCCAAGUUACCAAUGGAAACGGACAAAGAAUAGUAUAG